GGGGCGGUGACGUACUGAGCGCCCGUUAUUGCUUCAUACAAGAGGAGUAUACUGCUAGCUCUCACACUGGCAGAAUGGAUCAGAAAAUUCCCUAUGAUGAUUACCAGCUCCCAGUGGUAUUCCUACCUUCUUAUGAGAACCCACCAGCAUGGAUACCACCCCAGGAGCGGGUUCAUCACCCUGACUACAACAACGAGCUCACCCAGUUCCUACCUCGUACCAUUGUAUUAAAGAAGCCUCCAGGAGCACAGCUGGGGUUCAACAUCCGUGGAGGCAAGGCGUCACAGUUAGGAAUCUUUAUAUCCAAGGUGGUUCCAGAUUCAGAUGCCCACAGAGCAGGACUGCAGGAGGGAGACCAGGUUCUUUCUGUAAAUGAGGUCGAUUUUCAAGACAUAGAGCACUCAAAAGCUGUAGAGAUUCUAAAGACGGCACGAGAAAUCAUGAUGAGGGUUCGCUUCUUUCCUUACAACUACCAAAGGCAAAAAGAGAGGACUGUGCACUAGGUGGCAGCAGAGAGAGAGAGAGAGAGAGAGAGAGAGGUGGACGGACACUUCACUGCAUGUCAUUACUUUCCUCCCACAGACUCCAGCCUCCAAUCUGUCUCAGCUGCAAGAUGACUGAUGUAUGACUAACAGUCCCCAUCAAAGUCCCCCAUGUAAGGAGAAUCUAUACUCUGUCAAAGGCUCGGCUUCAAAGAUGCUGACUGAUCUACUGUGAUAGAUGAUAAUUUCGACUCCAUCAGGAAGUAUUCACAGGAAAUUACCUUUAUGGUUCUUUUUGGCAUGUGGAAAUAUGCAGGCAGAACCUUUCUAGACAUUUUACUGAGAAAUUAUAGCACUGAUAAAUAUUUUCCGGUAAGGCAUGACAUUCACAGCAUCGGAAUGCCUAAUUAGGAACAGCCUUUUUUCACUUUUCCUCAAGUCCUGACAUUUCUGCUUGAAAAUGUUGUAUAAAGUUCAGAUUAUUUCACGUGUACACACCUAAUACUGAUAUAAAAUAGAGACUUAUAUUUCAGUACACACUAACACAUUUGGUACGAAGACAGUACAGACCUUAUAUAGUAUAAGAGUAAACAAUAGUGCAAGACUUCUGGUAAAUUUUAAACAUCACUUAUCUAUAUAUUGCUGAAUAUAGUGUACAUCAGUUUUUAAAUAUUUAACAAUUAUUUGUAAUUUUGUAUGAAAUUAUUUAUGUAAAUAUACUUUUCAAUGACUGCACUUGAGGACUACUUAUCAUGACUUUAAAAUUGUCUAGAAGUUUUUAUGUUUUAUACAUGACAUACACUGCGUCUGUGCUGAACUUUACUGUUGUUUCUUCAUGUACAAACUGUAUAUUUGGUGGUGCCAAACUGCUUUCAAGUAGCAUGUGCUGGAAUUAGCCAGAUCCAUGCAGGCCUCAACCCACAACCCACAGGAUCCACUGCCAGACACCAUAGGAAACCCCCAGAAGUUCUGUUAGUGGCCCAAUGACGCAAGGAGCACCUAUCCAAUAUUAGACAGGCGGUUUUAAUGUUGUAAGGUACAUUUCUGUAUUUUAAACAUUUGUGAAGAUCUGUGUAAAUACCUGCCUGCUGCAUCUCAACACUGUUUUAUUCUGUUUACCAUUUUCAUGAAAAAGGAAUAAUGUUGGUCUUCCAUUUGAAGAUUUUUUUGUUCUUAAUGAUCUGAAACAUUUUUCAUUUAACAAGAUAAAAAAAAAAUAAAAUAAAGUUUUGAACUCUA
Amphiprion ocellaris (clown anemonefish) is the source of this 1721-nucleotide messenger RNA. RefSeq names its product PDZ domain containing 11 (gene pdzd11). Bases 75 to 503 code for a protein of 142 amino acids. Gene Ontology annotation, molecular function: protein binding. Gene Ontology annotation, biological process: protein localization to basolateral plasma membrane; maintenance of epithelial cell apical/basal polarity; neurotransmitter secretion. The transcript is spliced from 6 exons. Gene Ontology annotation, cellular component: cell-cell junction; synapse; basolateral plasma membrane. Lineage: Eukaryota; Metazoa; Chordata; Actinopteri; Pomacentridae. The record is from RefSeq and is a predicted model, not a curated record.